Messenger RNA from Sinocyclocheilus rhinocerous, 2412 nucleotides. Its product is annotated as circadian-associated transcriptional repressor-like. The record is from RefSeq and is a predicted model, not a curated record. Gene Ontology annotation, biological process: negative regulation of DNA-templated transcription; circadian regulation of gene expression. NCBI's taxonomy places the organism in Eukaryota, Metazoa, Chordata, Actinopteri, Cypriniformes, Cyprinidae. Gene Ontology annotation, molecular function: RNA polymerase II cis-regulatory region sequence-specific DNA binding. The transcript is spliced from 6 exons. The coding region runs from base 251 to 1345 and encodes 364 amino acids. Gene Ontology annotation, cellular component: nucleus.
UCCAGCACGUGUAUCAAUUCACAUGUUGUCCCUCGCUGUAAAGUGACGUUAGUGGAGAAAGGAAGAGGAUAGAAGUCCAUAAUUUUUUCUCAGGACAAUAGUGCGUACGUCUGCACACGGGCUUAUUAAGCAACAAAGUAUAUGAAACUACUUUUUCGCGUACGAGCAGCACGUCAGGUUGUGUCAUUGGCGCUGGACACCAGGUUGUUGUGAUACCGACCUAGAAACAAACCACCAUUAAGGUAAGGUGAUGCUGUCACCGGGGAGUCCUUCCAAAUGGCAAGUGCAAGAUUCCCUCUCCUUGACACCCAGUCUCCUGUACAACGACAGUGACCAGACGGAGGAUGAACUGGAGGUCUUUUCCUCUGAGAGCAAGGCUGCAGGAGUUGUGCCUGAUCCAAAGCCAUCCUCCGCGGCUAAUGGGAGCUCUCAAAAUUCAAAAUCGCCUCUCACCUUUGUGAACCAGAGGAGCGGUAGAGCUGAAAAUGUUCAAACUGGAUGUUCCUCUGCGUCUCCAGCCUACACCGGUCAGACUUCAACAUCAUCUGAAAGAAUUCCCUCAGAGGGGAACCUGAGGUUUGCACGCAAAUGUGCAGAGCUGCACGGGUACAUCAGACCCCUGUUGGAGCUGUUGAAGGGGCUGAAAACCGGUCGAUAUGAUAAAGGUUUGAGCACAUUUCAACAGAGUGUUGCCAUUGAUAGACUGCGAAGGAUUGUGGGUGUUCUACAAAAACCUGACCUUGGGGAGAAGUAUAUGGGCACUCUUCUGCAGCUGGAGAUUAUGUUAAAGGUUUGGUUCCCUCAGGUGAGGCCUCAGCAUUGGGAAGGCACCCCUUCGUUCCACAACCUGCCUCCACGCUGGAAUCAGGACCAGCUACAUAUUCCUGUGAAGAAACGCAGAUUAAGUUGGUCAGACUCUGACUCGCAAGGAUCUUCAAGCAGCAAACGCAUUCAAGAGGACGAUCGAGGGCCGAGCCCCAGCGAUAGCAGCUCAUGGCUUAGCAGCUCCGAUACCAUGUCUAGUGAACUUGAAGAAGACAGUCCGAUCUGUACAAAUCAAAAUAAUAUGACAUCUGAAACCAAACUCAUUGAAAACCGCAAACUUCAAGUCAGGCAAAAGACAAGCUCUCUGACUGCAACAGGAAGACCACCUCUGCUUGUAAUACCACCGCCAGCCACAGAUGGCAGCAGCUUGGGCAUGCAGGACUGUUGGGUGUCCUCCACAACUCCUACUUCCGACCCACCAGUAGACACGAUGAUUAGUAAGAAAGAUUUGGGUGAAUCUGCAAAAGAAGAAGGGCCAAAAAAACAGAUCGACACAGAGAUGUUAAACAUAAUAUUUUAAAGUUUCUCAUUUUUAAACGAAUUAAUGAAUGAAGCAUUUCUCCAGUCUGUUGAUAUUGGAAACUUUUAUUCAGUUUUUUGCAUUCUGCCACAUAUAUGUACAGCACAGACGUAAUCAUAUGUAUGGCAUAAGAUUUGUGCAUGUACGGUUAUAGACUGAAGAAAGAAAGUCUUAAAAUACAUGCUGGAGCCGUACAGUCGACCGGCGAAGCAUGCACAGCUAUCAAACACUGUACUGCACUGCCUUCCAUGAUAAACACCGACUUCCAACAAUAUCUGCUGCUGUAUGAACAUAAAACCAGGAGGCCAGAUAUCAGCAGAAGAAUGGUCUUGUAAAACGUCCAGAAGUGUGACUGCGAUCGCAAUCUACCUUAAUUUCCUUUGACUUGAAUUGAAAACCACUUUGAGCAUCAGAUGAAAUAGAAAUGCAUUAUAUGAGAGGAUGUUUUAGAGGCAGUUUUAUUUAUUGCAUUAUUACUUGAAGAUACUGAAUUCACUUAAGCAGCCUUAAAGAGUCCGUACCAGUGGGCCGUGGUCCAUUAUCAUAGCUCAAUGUUUUGUUUAUGAAGAUACAGAAAGAAGAAUCCCGGGAACAACAGAUGGGAUGCCUCGUGAAGCGUUAUUUUAUAAUCUGGAGAGUAAACGGUCAUUUAUUGUAUAUGUUUUUUUGCCAAAAAUUGUUUGCACAUUUAUGUUCUGCUUUCAUGUUAUAAGAGUUCAUUUUGCACAAUUGUUUCCUUGUACUCACCUUUUUUCCAUUUUAGAAUUUGUGAAUUUCAGCAUUGUGACUAUUAACCAUUCUCUAAAACGAACUAAUGUUCAAGUUGAUGACAACGAGUAUGUGGCGUGUCACACGGAGGAAGACGAGACUUGUUUUAUUUAGCUAUUUGUAGAAUAUAUUCUGACAUUAGAGAUGCAGUAUUUGGUAGUUGCUUCAUGAGGAAUGAGAAGAACUUUAUCGGUAUGUUGACUGAGACUCAUGUAGUCACGUCCUUGUGCAGCUGUACGAGUAUCGUGUGAAAAAUACAUGUAAGUAUAUUGUUGGAAUUAUAAUGGAGAUUAUAUUAU